Eremothecium gossypii ATCC 10895 is the source of this 972-nucleotide messenger RNA. Its product is annotated as lipase family protein. The transcript has a single exon. Lineage: Eukaryota; Fungi; Ascomycota; Saccharomycetes; Saccharomycetales; Saccharomycetaceae. Gene Ontology annotation, biological process: lipid metabolic process. The record is from RefSeq and is marked provisional. The coding region runs from base 1 to 972 and encodes 323 amino acids.
AUGUUCAAAUUUUUACUUCUUCUACUGCCUUUUUUCCUUCAUGUCCAUUCUUUCUCUGAUGAGAUGUUUGAUACAUUGAAAUAUGUGUCAUAUCUCACUAACAGCGUUUACUGCGUGAAUACUUUAAUACUCACUGACCCUUUUCAUGACGGUAAGUGGUACAUGGAACAACAGGGACUCAACGUAGUUAAAGUUUUUGAUCCGGACAUGACCCGCGGGCAGUUUUCCUGUUAUAGCAUGAUAGCAAUAAAUGACACGGCUAAGCAGAUUUCGAUCAUAUUUAGAGGGUCGGUAACAAUUCAAGAUUGGAUUGUGGAUUUCAUUUUUCCUGGGGUUCCAUACCAGCCACUUAGUGGCGCUGGAAAGUGUACGGGAGAUUGCUUUGUACACUCGGGCGUAUAUGAGCAAUUUAAGUUGGCGUACAACGAUAUCUAUUCCGCGUUUAAGCCAGUACAUGAUGCUCAUCCAGACUAUGAGGUAAUUAUAACUGGCCAUUCUCUAGGCGGGGGAUACGCGUACUUGAUGGCAAUUGAGCUGCAAUUGUUGGGAUACAAACCACUUGUGGUUACAUAUGGAGGGAUGAGGAUUGGCGGCGCCGACGUUAACAAGUGGAUCGAUGGUCUCUUCAACUCUGAAGAAGUUGCGAAGAGGGUCAGAAACAAUGAGAGUCCAAGAAAUGCAUUCUACAGAGUAGUUCAGGAGUUUGAUAUUGUACCACUUGUCCCACCAGGUCCUGCAUAUACACAUGCCGGUGUGCAAUUUACAAUCAGAGAUGACUCUUCAUUCUGGGCUCCAAAAUCUGCUGUCACGUUUGAAGGAGCAAACCCUCCUCUCAGGGAAAUAAUAACCAAUAUCUUACUCUCGGGAAGGAUGUUAGACUUAUUACGUGCGGGUUCUCAUGUAAAGUAUUUCAGACGCCUGGCAAUCCCUUGCUUCCAAGAUAGCGUCAGCAUUGAUGGCACUGGCCGUUGA